CACUAGUACAUGCAAAGCUCCCUACCACGGUGCCACCCCCACCCCACCCCACCCCUGCCGCCGCCUACUGAUCACAAAUUCACAACUCAAUUCUCUCCACACAAAAACACACACGUAACUACUUACGCUUAAUCAGUGAUCGAUCGAGCUGGAGUAGCUAGCUGACAAGAGGAGGUACGUGUCGCCGGCGAUCGAUCGUUUGACCGACAUGGCGGCGAAGGGGAGCCCGGAGGAGGAGGCCCUCCUCGCCGGCGUCGGAGGUGAUCAUCAGCUGGUGGAGUCGGAUGAGUUGGCGCCAGCUGCAGCGGUGGUGCGGGAGGAGGUGAAGAAGCAGCUGUGGCUGGCCGUCCCGCUCGUCGCCGGCGCGCUGCUGCAGAACGUCAUCCAGAUGAUCUCCGUGAUGUUCGUCGGCCACCUCGGCGAGCUCCCCCUCGCCGGCGCCUCCAUGGCCAGCUCCUUCGCCUCCGUCACCGGCCUCAGCCUCCUGCUAGGAAUGGCAAGCGCACUGGACACCCUGUGCGGCCAGGCGUUCGGCUCCCGGCAGUAUCAUCUCCUGGGCGUCUACAAGCAGCGCGCCAUGCUGCUGCUCACCGCCGUCAGCGUCCCGCUCGUCGUCGUCUGGUUCUACACCGGCGACAUCCUCGUCGCGUUCGGGCAGGACGCCGACAUCGCCGCGGAGGCCGGCGCGUACGCCCGGUGGAUGAUCCCGGCGCUGUUCGCCUACGGCCCGCUGCAGUGCCACGUCCGGUUCCUGCAGACGCAGAACGUGGUGCUCCCGGUGAUGGCGAGCGCCGGCGCGGCGGCGCUGUGCCACCUGGUCGUGUGCUGGGCGCUCGUCUACGCCGCCGGGAUGGGCAGCAAGGGCGCGGCGCUGAGCAACGCCGUGUCGUACUGGAUCAAUGUCGCCAUCCUGGCGGUGUACGUGAGGGUGUCGAGCUCUUGCAAGAAGACAUGGACGGGGUUCUCCAUGGAAGCCUUCCAUGACCCGCUCAGCUUCUUCAGGCUCGCCAUCCCUUCCGCUCUCAUGGUCUGCUUGGAGAUGUGGUCGUUUGAGCUCAUUGUGCUUCUUUCAGGUAUUCUUCCCAACCCGAAGCUAGAGACGUCCGUGCUAUCAAUCAGCCUCAACACUGCUGCUUUCGUUUGGAUGAUCCCCUUUGGCCUCGGUUCUGCCAUAAGCACCCGUGUCUCCAACGAGCUCGGAGCGGGCCGGCCCCGCGCGGCCCGCCUCGCCGUCCGGGUCGUCGUGUUCAUGGCCGUCUCGGAGGGAUUGGUGAUAGGGUUGGUGCUGGUUGGCGUGCGCUACAUCUGGGGCCAUGCUUACAGCGACGAGGAGGAGGUUGUCACAUACGUGGCCAAGAUGAUGCUGGUCAUCGCAGUCUCCAACUUCUUCGACGGGAUACAGUGUGUCCUUUCAGGUGUGGCUAGAGGGUGUGGAUGGCAAAAAAUUGGAGCUUGUGUAAACCUUGGCGCCUACUAUAUCGUUGGCAUCCCUUCAGCUUACCUCAUAGCUUUUGUCUUACAUGUCGGCGGAAUGGGUCUAUGGCUAGGCAUCAUCUGCGGCCUCUUGGUGCAAGUCCUGCUACUAAUGGCAAUAACACUAUGCACAAAUUGGGAUAAAGAGGCGGCUAAUGCGAAGGACAGGGUCUUCAGUUCUUCUCUUCCUUCAGAUCUCGCAACAUGAAGUUAGAGGUGAUAGUUGUGAAAGCGUGCUUGCAGACUACAUGCUAUUACUAAUCAGGCCGCAUUGAUCUAGUUUCUCUUGGUUGGGUGUCGAUCGUAAAAUUUAGUAUGCUGAUCUGGAAGCUUAAAACAACUUGUGUAUAUUGCCACUUUUAUAUAUAUGCUGCCUUGUGAAAUUUAUUUUUUUUAUCAGUGAGAGUUUCUAAA
Molecule: messenger RNA, 1887 nt
Organism: Oryza sativa Japonica Group (Japanese rice)
Lineage: Eukaryota; Viridiplantae; Streptophyta; Magnoliopsida; Poales; Poaceae
Product: protein DETOXIFICATION 16
Biological process (GO): xenobiotic detoxification by transmembrane export across the plasma membrane
Cellular component (GO): membrane
Molecular function (GO): antiporter activity; xenobiotic transmembrane transporter activity
Source: RefSeq, a predicted model, not a curated record